Molecule: messenger RNA, 1349 nt
Organism: Prorocentrum cordatum
Lineage: Eukaryota; Dinophyceae; Prorocentrales; Prorocentraceae
Source: the annotation of a GenBank genome assembly
GCUUUUACGUGUUCGGCUACUUCGAGCCGACUGACAACGACUUCAAAGUCGAGGGGCUUCAGCACGAGAUUGAGUGCAUCAACAGCCCAGAGCUCAUCAUAUACAUCGAGGCGAUCACGCCAGCAGAUCUUCACGGACUGGAAGUUUUUCAUGAACUUCAUUUCCACAUGUUUUUUACAAGCGCCGCCAUGGCGCACCAACAGCAAAACAGCGGACAGCAUGGCAACCUCAACUUAGAAGAGUUCACGAAGUACGUGCCGCCAGGAUGGCGGCCCCACAUCAAGGGAUAUACAUUUCGGCGAUAUCAACAGAAGCUAAAGCUGUGGUGGAGGAUCACUGACGAGAACACCUACGAGAGAAUCGGGCCCCUCAUGGUCAGCAGAUUGCAGGGGACCCCCUUCACCGCAGCCAUGUCGUUCACGAUCAUCAAAGAUGGCAUCCACUAUCGCGGUGAUGAAGCAGUGGCACUUCCUCCUGUGCCAGAGGACCCAGCAGCAGGCGUCGAGGCUCAGCUGCCAGGCAUCAAGAUCUUCCUGAAUCAGCAGAAGGCGAUCUAUGAGCUGCACGAUCAAGAUAGAGAUGCGUGUGAAGAAGGAGGCCUGGUCAUGCACGACGUCGGCAAGCCACAUUUUCUUCUCAAGAACUGCGGAAUGCAGGACAAAAGGUUAGACGAUCUUAAGCUUCACGUGGCAGGAGAUUUGAAUCAAUAUCGUACUCUGAUGCAGCUCAUGAUGCGCCUCGGAAAGCAGGACCAGGUGAAUUCGCAUCAUGAGUGGGCCUGGUACAAUGACGGAGAUGAGGAUGACGAGGGCGACUGGUAUGAGGCCUACUACGACGAUAUGUACGAGUGGGGCUACGAUCAGGACUACGGUUGGACGGCCACCUAUGACGGAGAAUGGUACUUUCAAGAAUAUGAAGAUGUCUGGGCCAAGUACGACGGUGACGGCAACCUGACAGAGUAUUAUUACGGAGACGAAGAAUCACAGGAGACUUACUACAGCAAAGGAAAAGGACGAGGCCGCCGCAUAGGUAAAACCAAAGGCAAGGGCGACCGCCAGAAGUUCAGCAAGGACAAAAGCAAAGGUGUGGACCAACCGACGCUCACACUGGCUCAGAAGCUGGCAAAACAGUACGCCCUGGUUGCGAUGUUCAAUGGUUGGAGCGAUGGACGCCAGGAGCCAGAUGUCGCCACGCAGGACCAGGAGUUCUACGACAGAUGGAGAAGCUUUGGCAGCACGCGAUACAUUGAGGACGAGUGGCCGAACAACUUCGAGCACACCGAUUGUCAUCGGAUGGCGAAGGAAUACGAGAUCAUGACGGAGAAGUUCUAUUCCACUUCGAGACUGCCG